AUGUUCAUCCGUCCCGUACGCCGCUUCGUCAUAACACUCGUCUUCGGCAUCCUCGCGGCCAUCCUGGGCAUGCUUUACCAUCAACGCAUCACCAACAAAUUGAGCUUCAUAACCCACAGCAGCACUCGUCUCUCAUCGGCAUCCAUGGCCAAGGCACCACGCGGGUCCGUCAUCGUCGUCGGCUCCGGCCUUGCCGGCCUGUCGGCCGCGCACGAGGCCCUCAAAGCCGGCGCCUCGGUCCACAUGCUCGACCGCGCGCCGAAGCCCGGCGGCAACAGCAUCAAGGCGUCGUCCGGCAUCAACGGCGCCGGGACGCGGUUCCAGAAGGCCGCCGGCGUGGAAAAGGACGUCCUGUUCUACGACGACACGGCGCGCUCGGGCGGCAAGCGCUUCGCCGAGGCCAAGGGCGUGGUUGACCGCCCCAGGCUCGUCAGUCUCCUGACGAGCAACUCCGCGGACGCCGUCACGUGGCUCGCGGACGACGUCGGCGUCGACCUGAGCGUCGUGGCCCCCCUGGGCGGGCAUUCGCUUCCUCGGACCCAUCGAGGGGCCGGGACGACCCCGCCGGGCGCAGCAAUCGUCACGGCGUUGCUGAAGAAGCUCGGAGAGGACCCCGGUUUCCGACUCAGCAGCUCCGCCGAGGUGACCUCCCUCGACGUGGCCGACGGAGCUGUCCGGGGCGUGCGCUACGUUCAGGAUGGCCAGGAACACGACCUCAGGGGCGCCGUUGUGUUCGCCGUGGGCGGAUUUGCCGGCGACGCGAACGGUCUCUUGGCCAAGCACCGCCCGGACCUGGCAGGUCUGCCGUCGACGAACGAGGCCCGGCCAGCUUCUCAUGGCAUCUUAGAGGCCGUCGGCGCCGCUUUUGUCGACAUGGACAGCGUGCAGGUGCACCCGACCGGCUUCGUCGACCCCAAGGACCCCUCGGCGCGGUACAAGUUCCUCGCGGCGGAGGUCCUCAGGGGAGAAGGCGGCAUCCUGCUCUCGGGCAGCGGAGAGAGGUUCGUCAACGAGAUGGAGACGAGAGAGCAUGUCAGCGGGGCCAUCAUGCAGCUGCCGCCCAAGGAGGACGGCGCCGUCAGGCAGUGGGACGUGACGCUGCUCAUGGACCCCGGCGCGUGCGAUGCCGCGGCGGGACACCUGGGCUUCUACCUGUGGAAAGGCCUGAUGGAGAAGAAGAGGGUGAAGGAACUGAGCCCGGCAACCAUCAAGACGGUCGACGAGUACGCGGCGGUGGUGGCUUCGGGAACCGACUCGGCUUUCGGGAGGCGGACGUUUGGGCGCUGGAACCUUGCGGCCGGAGAAGCCAACCGCGAGGAAGAGGUCUGCAUCGGCCGCGUCACGCCCAUCUCGCACUUCACGAUGGGUGGUGCGGCGUUCAAUGACAAGUCUCAGGUCCUCAGAGAAGACGGAACCGCCAUCGAUGGCCUGUGGGCGGCGGGUGAGAUCACCGGUGGCGUCCAUGGAGAUAACCGCCUGGGCGGCUCGUCGUUGUUGGAGUGUGUGGUUUAUGGAAGGAUAGCCGGUCGGCAAGCGGCAAAAGCGGCGACAGCCUCUUGA
Colletotrichum graminicola M1.001 is the source of this 1560-nucleotide messenger RNA. RefSeq names its product flavocytochrome c. The transcript has a single exon. Lineage: Eukaryota; Fungi; Ascomycota; Sordariomycetes; Glomerellales; Glomerellaceae. Bases 1 to 1560 code for a protein of 519 amino acids. Gene Ontology annotation, molecular function: oxidoreductase activity; FMN binding. The record is from RefSeq and is a predicted model, not a curated record.